AUGUUGUUAUUCCUGUCGUUCUUCAUCCUAAGCGUUGUCGGGUAUCCGGAGUUGCAGUCUAAUGAUACUGCAGCUGUGCGGGCAAUUGCUAUGAGAACACAGAGAGAUGUGAUGAGAAAUAACAGUAUUAUAGACACGGCUGUUUAUGGCAUCGAUCUUAAUAGAGUUGUCUUUGAUCAAUUUGGAUACAACUCUUCAUCGCUCUCUGUUUUUCAAGAUAUAUUAUGCACUGGAGUGCAAGCUCUGGUCUUGAACCUUUAUUACAACGAAGCCCUCAAGGAUUGGGGGUUGUGCGAUCUGAGCUCCAAUACUACAAGCUUGGGUUGUCAAGACCCAGGCAAUUUCAAUAUUUCAGCUGUGGUGACAUCAAUAAAUACUGUCUUGGCGAAGACAGAUACCGGAGUCAACAAAAACAUAUUCUUCUUACUAUUGAACCUCUUUUCCACUUUCAAUAAGGACUCUAAGUUUCGCACAGGGAUUGGCGUACUGUCGUCCUCGAUAGCAGAACUCUCAUAUGCCAGCAGUCCAGCUCUCCUGGGAGAGUUAGACACCGUUAACCUCAAUAGCUUUCUUUUUGGGGACAAAAACAGAGCCAUACCAGUGAUAUUGUCCAACAAUCUCUAUACCAACACGUCUUACAAUCUAAGCCCUGAUCUGAAUACCCUUUAUCAAGCAAACACGACUAUUCCCAUCAUGUAUAGUCCGAAUGACAAUUUGACAUGUUCAGCACCAAAGUCGUUCCAAUUUGCUUACGACACCCCUGCAAAUCCUUAUGAUAAUAACUCAUUCCACAAUGCGCUUGUCUGUGGUUAUUCUCCGAUUAUCAGUCAGAGAAGCCAAGAUUUAUUUCAGAUUUCAAAAUUGCUACCAUACAGUAUGUGGUCUUGGGAUGCAUUUCAACCAAAUCUCACAAUAUCAAGGUCGCUGAAAAGAAAGAACGAUUCCUCGGAAGCUAAGAAAGAUGAUUAUCUGAACAGAUGUGGCAUAGUAACUCCCACAGGAUGGAAGGCCACGUCCUGUCACUUAGAUUUUCAGGUGGCGUGCGCAGACAGGUUGAACUCUACGAGAAUAAAGCUGACUUCCGACAAGUUCACGUAUUUUGAAGCUGGGGCGGCAUGCUCUCAACUUGAUGGAGACUAUGUUUUUACUGUGCCUUCUUCACCGUUAGAACAGCGCACCCUUAUCAAUCUAUUGGGGGGCGAGAAAUCAGCUUGGAUCGACAUGAACUCGCUCUCGAGCUCAAACUGCUGGGUCAAUGGAGGACCUAAUGCUGUCUGCCCAUACCAGCCCCUCGUUUCCAAGACCAUUUUCAAGGAGAUGAUAAGUCUUGCAUCUGCCAUUGCGCUUGUUCUUCUAUUGCUUCUUCUCAUUGUUCAAAUGGAUAGACUACCAGUUCAUCGCAAUAGAAGCCAUUGGCGUCGACUGCUCAAACAUAAACUACAAAACGAGUUUGAAGGGAUUCCUUCAUGAGUUCUCAAUGUUAAUAAUGUUUGGCUACCUAAUUAUACAAUUAAAGUGUUGCAGCAGCUAAUUAUGAUCAGCCGUCUUCAUCUUAUAAUCUCAAAACUGCUAUCAACUCCUUCUUCCAACUCGAUGAGCUCGCUGCCAAAAAGUCCGCUAUCGUAUUCACCAUUGGUGAGAUCAUAUUUUGAGUUCCAGAUGGAAUAUAUCCGGACAGACUGGUCGCUAAUUGCGGUGCAAAUUGACUUCGAGUCAUGAGAAGAGACCGCACUCAAUACCCUAAUGUUUGAUGUCGAUGCCAGUUUAACCUGCAACUUCAUUGAUGGAUACGAAUAAACAGAUAUUAAAACCGGUUUUUCUGUGUUAUCACCAAAUCCGAAGGUUGCAAGUAUCUCCUUCCUCGAUUUCGACCAAAUCAAAGACGUAACUUGUCCCUUUGUCUGGAUUUUGUCGAGUAAAGUGCCUGUGUUUGUGUGCCAGAAUCUGAUGUUUCGAUCUUUGGAUCCUCCCCCAGUUGCUAGUAAAUGUGGCAUCCAUGGACAGUAUGCGAUAGCCUUGACAGCAGCUUGAUGAGGAAGACAGGAUUUCAAGAUUGGUUUGUGCAAAUCAGUGAUGUCCCAGAUGGUACAGCAAUUGUCAUUUCCUCCAACCGUCACUUGGCGCUUGUCUGGACUUACGUCGAUACCACAGAUUUGCUGUUCAUUGCAUUUGAAAGAGCACCCGAUAGAGAGUCGAUAUUGAGGUGAAUUCUGCCCAUUUUCUACCUCGGUCAACUCAUACAGUGUGACUUCUCCUAGAUCAUCCCCUGCAAAAAAUGAGUUUGUGUCCUUGAUCCAACAAAUACAGCAAAUCCCUGUGCUGGGCCUAAGAAUCGAAGUUGUAUUGAUCGUUCUUGAGUUUUCAGAAUAUAUGAUAAUUCUGCCCGUUUUGGUACCAAC
This is a messenger RNA of Ogataea polymorpha, 2399 nucleotides long. RefSeq lists its product as uncharacterized. The transcript has a single exon. Bases 1 to 1470 code for a protein of 489 amino acids. The record is from RefSeq and is a predicted model, not a curated record. NCBI's taxonomy places the organism in Eukaryota, Fungi, Ascomycota, Pichiomycetes, Pichiales, Pichiaceae.